UGUCAUUACUGUAAUUUCCCUUACCAGGCAGUCUAGCCUUGUCGCAGCCUUCUUGCAAGACCCUACUCGACGUCCUAAAAUAUCCCCGUGGGGCUCAAAAUCUCAUACUAUACCUUUGCUUAAACCAUGGCUCCGCAGUACGCCAACGACAUGCCUCAAGGCUUUACUAACCGCAUUGAGCGGGUCGCUAUCGUUGGAGCAGGCGGCCAAAUGGGCGCGCACUUUGCGAAAACUCUCCUCGAGACCGGCAAGCACACCGUAACCGCCCUGACGCGCCAUGGCAGCACGAACGAGCUCGCGGCCGGCGUCAAAGCGGUUAUCGUUGACUACGAUGAUGAGUCCAGCAUCGUCGACGCCCUAAAAGGCCAGCAGUUUCUUAUCAUCACCCUCGGCGCCACGGCCGCUCCGGACACCCAUUCCAGGAUUGUUCAGGCGGCCGCUAAAGCCGGGGUUCCCCGCAUCAUGCCCAACAUAUACGGCCUGGACGACUCCAAUGAGGCUCUGAUCAGCGAGAACCCGCUGAGCGUCGACUUCACGAGCAUUCUCGCGGAAAUUGAGUCUUCCGGCUGCUCCUGGACCUCCAUGGUCUGUAGCAUGUGGUAUGAGUUUAGCCUGGCCAUGGGCCCUAUCUGGUUCGGUUUUGAUUUCACUAACAAGAAGCUUACCUUGUUCGACGACGGCAAGACUAAGAUCAACGUCACUACGUGGGAGCAGUGCGCGCGCGCCGUAGUCGCGCUGCUGAGCUUGAAGGAGCUGCCCGAGGACGAAAACGACACAAGCCUAACGGUCGACACCUGGCGCUACAAGCCGCUCGUCAUCUCGAGCUUUUUGAUUAGCCAGGUCGACAUGUUCGAGAGCUGGAAGCGCGUCUCCGGCGAUAACGACUCGGACUGGAUCGUUGAAGAGGAGCCUAGCAAGGAGCGCUAUCAGAAGGCCAUGGAGCUGAUGAAGAGCGCACAGGAUCCCAUGUCUGCGCGCAUGGGCGCCGCGUCGGCCUCGUUCGUCAGGACGUUUUUCCCUAACGGCGGGGGAGAUUACGAGAGCACGCGCGGUCUGGACAAUGAGAAGCUUGGGCUUCCUAAGGAAGACCUCGAUGAGCGUACCGCUGUCGCCAAAAAAAUGGUGGAGGAGCAAUAUGCGGCCAAGUUGUUUGCUAAGAUGACCGCGACUUAAGACGGGGGAGCCAAGAUAGUUUCCCACCAAAGAGAUCUUCUUGAAUGAGCAA
Pseudogymnoascus destructans is the source of this 1225-nucleotide messenger RNA. RefSeq lists its product as uncharacterized. The transcript has 2 exons. Lineage: Eukaryota; Fungi; Ascomycota; Leotiomycetes; Thelebolales; Thelebolaceae. The record is from RefSeq and is a predicted model, not a curated record. Bases 127 to 1173 code for a protein of 348 amino acids. Gene Ontology annotation, molecular function: oxidoreductase activity.